This is a messenger RNA of Toxotes jaculatrix (banded archerfish), 1798 nucleotides long. It is a transcript of the gene srxn1, whose product is annotated as sulfiredoxin 1 homolog (S. cerevisiae). Lineage: Eukaryota; Metazoa; Chordata; Actinopteri; Toxotidae. Bases 50 to 487 code for a protein of 145 amino acids. Gene Ontology annotation, cellular component: cytoplasm. The transcript is spliced from 2 exons. Gene Ontology annotation, molecular function: sulfiredoxin activity. The record is from RefSeq and is a predicted model, not a curated record. Gene Ontology annotation, biological process: cellular response to oxidative stress.
AGACACACAAACACAAACACACACGGACGUAACUACGGUCGGCGGGUAAAUGUUCCGGUUGUGGCUCGGUGCUGAAACUCGGCUGAAGUUGGUGGUUUUGUCCCGUAGAAACGCGUCGGUCAUGUCCGCCGAGUCUGGCGUUAAAAACAGCGACAACCGGUCGAUUCACUCGGACAUGGUGGAGGAGGUUCACAACGUCCCGUUAAACGUCCUCAUCAGACCGAUUCCUCCGGUGCUGGACGAGCUGAAAGUCCAGAGUCUGAUGGACACAAUAAAGGAGGCAGCAGACAUCAGCGUUGUUCCUCCGAUUGAUGUGCUCUGGAUCAAAGGCAGAGAGGGAGGAAAUUACUACUACUCUUUUGGAGGCUGUCACAGGUUUGCUGCGUAUCAGAGGCUGAACAUGCCGACCAUUCCGGCCAAGAUCAUCAAAUCAAACAUCUCAGACCUUAGCACUUACCUGGGGGCUUCAACGCCUGAUCUGCUGUGACGCUGGAGCAGCAUAGAGGGGACUUUGGCACAGGUGACUUAAACACACACACACACACACACACAGAGUUGUGACUCUUCUGUUGCAGCUGGUGACUGCAAAGCAAAGGCUUUACCACCAGGGGGAAAUGUAACUCUAUAGUUAAACACUAUAGAAUGUAAUGUAAUUUGAAGGGUGUGUGUGUGUUUGUAACUUUUAUAUAUUUUUACCAAGUGAGUGUCAUUUAAUAGCUUUAACCUUCAAACACCAGUUAUACUUGCACCAAAAAACAGUUAUUUAAAAAUAACUGAAGUUUCCUGCAGUUAUUUUCUUGAACAUAUUAAAAUAUGAUGAUGGAGCAAUUGCUGCAACAGGGAUUGUUGCCAUUUUUUGGCACAAAAAGUGUAGAACUUACAUUAGUAAGAGGAGGUAGUGACUCUGAGUGGCAAUUCAGAGUGAAUUAUAUCGUUGCUGUCAGAAUUUCAUGAAAAUUACAACAGUUGGUAACAAGUCAGAUGCUGACGUGACGGAUUUUCCUAAGUUGACUGCUCUUGAUUAUGGUCCUACGGCUUGUUUACAGAAUAGCAAUCGAUAUUUAGUAGUUUAGAGAGUUUAGAUCUUCAGCUGCCUGUGUUGCUGAAUACGCUCUAAAGUAACUUUGCUUAUUUACCUGCCGGUGAGCUCUGCUAUAUAUUAAAAAUAUGUUAAUCACAAAGCUUAGGUGUUGUAAACAACAUGAAGAAAGAAAUGUUUUAUACUGUGUGAAGUGUUCAGUAAAGAAACAAACUUAAUGUGCACUAAACGGUUUACAACUUUCAGUGUGCUGCCCUCUAUAAUUCAUGUUACUGAGUGAAAGCAUUAAAAAUGCAAACUUGGAUUGAUUUAACUGCUUCUCGAGGAAGACGUUUUAUACUCUCAAACUGACAAUAAACCCCAAAUGAAGCUGUGGUGGUCCUUAACGUUUCGUGAAUAUGCACGUUGUUUAUUGAGAAUGUUAUUCAGUGAUCAUUUCUGUAAGUUUACAAUCGGAAACGUGUAAUUUCAUCCAGAAGAGACAAAGAUCUUGGACAACAAUGGGGAGAGGAGGACACUGGCGAUAUGAUGUGAACAUGAUGUGCCUGAAAUCACUAUUGAAGUGUCUUAAUUCUGAGUGUGUAAAAUGUAUCCACUAUAUUGUGCCCUCAAGCAGGUAAAAGGAACUCAGCAAUCAUUAAUUUUAUUAUUCACACCUGUGACUUGUCAAAAUGUUUCCUGCAGCAGGCUUUCCUUCAAGUGCACCUUUUGAGCUCCUCAUGCUGAGAAACAUUUAAAUGCAACUUGUCUCAACAUUCA